AUGGCACCGGCAGCCAACCCCGGCCACCCACAUCCAAUCGAGGUCAGGGACGCGACGCGGGGCAGAGUCGGCCAGCCACAGGACGGCGGCCAGCCACGGCUAGGCCCACGCCAGCGGCCAGACGCCGGCCAGUCAGCGCCUGGCAGCGGCCAGCCCGCGGCCAGCCCGCGGCGGCGGCCAGCCCGCGGCGGCGGCCAGCCCGCGGCGGCGGCCAGCCCGCAGCGGCGGCCAGCCCUCAGCGGCGGCCAGCCCGCGGCGGCGGCCAACCCUCAGCGACGGCCAUCCCGCGGCGGCGGCCAGCCCACGAUGGCGGCCAACCCGCGUCCAGCCCGCGGCCACCCCGGAGAUCACGUCGUCGCCGAGAGAGGGAGAUGA
This is a messenger RNA of Zingiber officinale, 375 nucleotides long. Its product is annotated as proline-rich protein HaeIII subfamily 1-like. Lineage: Eukaryota; Viridiplantae; Streptophyta; Magnoliopsida; Zingiberales; Zingiberaceae. The record is from RefSeq and is a predicted model, not a curated record. The coding region runs from base 1 to 375 and encodes 124 amino acids. The transcript has a single exon.